Molecule: messenger RNA, 258 nt
Organism: Brenthis ino (lesser marbled fritillary)
Lineage: Eukaryota; Metazoa; Arthropoda; Insecta; Lepidoptera; Nymphalidae
Source: the annotation of a GenBank genome assembly
AUGCUUAUUAAUUUCAUAUUUGCAGUAACCAUUCCUUUAGCUUUGACCACGCCCACCAUAGCCUUCGGAACAGAAAGAGGAUCCUUUAAAAUAAAAUAUGAUUUCUAUCCAAGAGCUUUGAUCCCAACAACAUAUUUGAAACUAAACAGAGGCAGUCAAGGCGCACACAGACUUGAUCAUCAGCGUCAGUAUAAUCAAGACGAAAGGCUUUCUGAAGACUCAGAAGGCUUGAUAUCCACAUUUAUAGAUUGCUUUAUA